This is a messenger RNA of Anarrhichthys ocellatus (wolf-eel), 1136 nucleotides long. RefSeq lists its product as uncharacterized. The coding region runs from base 30 to 1040 and encodes 336 amino acids. The transcript is spliced from 2 exons. The record is from RefSeq and is a predicted model, not a curated record. NCBI's taxonomy places the organism in Eukaryota, Metazoa, Chordata, Actinopteri, Perciformes, Anarhichadidae.
AGACGGUACAAACCGAGCUGUUGGACUGCAUGCUGUCGGUUAUGAAGGAGUACAUUCUGGAGGAAGUAAAGAGGGCUGAUUUUAUCGCCAUUCAAGCAGACGAGACGACUGAUAUUUCCACCCACUGCCAGCUGGUGCUUGUGCUACGCUACAUCGACGCCAACAGUAACGUCCAAGAGCGGUUUUUCGAGCACAUUACCAUCCAGAACGCAACCGCUGACACCAUCGCUUCAGCGCUGAUGGAGAGGCUGAGGAACAUACUCCCAAACGGACAAAAGGCCAAACUUAUCGCCCAAGCUGUAACGAGGGGAGCCACCGGCGGAGUGCAGCGUAAGAUAUUGGAUGUCUACGAAAAUGCUCACUACGCCCACUGCUACGCGCAUCAGCUGAACCUCAUCAUGCAGCAGGCAGCAUCACACAUCCCCACGAUCCGCACCUUCUUUUCUGACCUUGGUGGGUUUUCUGCCUUCUUCUCCAGGUCACCCCAGCGAACCACCGUGCUCGACCAAGUGGUCGCGCGUAGACUUCCCAGAGCCUCUACAACACGGUGGAACUUCCACAGUGUAAAUACUGUGCACGAGCACAAGGAUGACCUCCUGAAGUGUUUCCAGACCAUCAGGGACUCUGGGAACUUUGAUCCCCUAACUGUCCGAGAGGCAGGGGGCUUUGUGAGGAUGCUCGAAGACGAGACUUUCUGUUUUUUCCUGGCAUUGUUCCACAAGAUCAUGCCUAAUGUGGACAUGCUAUCCAACCAGCUGCAGAAGAGGGACAUCGACCGCCUCUUCAUUGAAGCAGUUGUCCAAAGGUUCACAGACGGCAUUCUAACGAUCAGAGCCUCCAUUUCCUCUCCGUGUGGGGACGGUGCAUCUGACCAGCAGCACCAGCCCAAAAAGCAACGCAGGAUGCUGGGACCAGGAGAACAACAGAGGCUGGCUACAGAGGUACGUUGUGAUGUAGUUGUAUACGUUAUACACUCGCACAGACAUGUACCAUAUGUGUGUAUACACAGCCCGAGCGUACGUGGUAAUUACAGGAAGUAGUCAAAUAUUCAGUAACAUGGUCGUCUGUCUCCUUGAAGAAGGGAGGACAAGCUGGUAACUGACCGUCUGAUACAUUUUGAUGUUAUAAUUUCCCAU